AAAAAGUUUACUAUAAGUUAAAGUUAUAUAAAAUGAAUUUGAAUAUGUUUCAAAAAUAUUUUUUUAUUAAACGAAUAUGUAAUGUUAGGUUCUUAUAUUCAUCAAACAGCAAUUUAAAUUGUGCUGUUAUUAAUUAUGAAAAACAAGGGAAUAAUUCUUUAGAAUACACAUCUGAGGACUUGUCGACAGUAACUCCCUAUUUCCCGCAGUCAUUUAAUUUAGCCGCCUAUGUUAACAAUUCUGAGACAUUGCAAAAUUUAAUUCAUUUAAACGUUAAUCUGAGCAAAAUAGAGAAGAAGCCUUUUAUUGCUGAAAAAAUCCUCAAGUUGAAUUUCGAAGCAGAUAUUAAGAAGAGUCUUAUGUUUCUUAAGGAUUUUGUAAAUGCAGAUGACAUUGGAAAUUUUUUAACAAAAAAUCCUUUAAUACUUUGUGAAGAUAUAGAACACCUUGAAGUGAGAGUAAAUUAUUUAAAAUCAAAGCAUUUUAAUCAAGAUGAAAUCAGCAGAAUAAUUACAAAAAACCCUUUUUGGCUAAUGUACAGCACUGUGAGAAUUGACAGACGUUUAGGAUUUUAUCAAGAAAAGUUUGAGUUAAGUGGAAAUGAAGUACGGUUUUUAGCAACAAAACAACCCAGAUUAAUUACCUAUAACCUUCUUCAUAUACAAACAAAUUCUUUUGUAAUUAAAGAAGAAAUGGGUUUUGAGGAUGAUGAAAUUAAACAGUUAAUAUUAAACAAACCAAGGCUGUUGAUGAUGAGUCAAAAAGCCUUAGUGGAGAGGUUCAACUAUAUUCAUAAUGUAAUGAAAAUUCCACAUAAAACAAUUUUACAGUGUCCACACAUUUUAUUAUGCAGAAAUUUCAAAGUAAAACAAAGACAUACAUUUUUGGAGAAAUUGGGUAGAGCACAAUACAAUCCAACUAUUGAAAAUUUUGUUCCAAUAAAUGCUUUAGUUGAACUUACUGAUAUAGAAUUUUGUAAAAAGUAUGCAAAAUGUCAUGUUGAUGAUUUUAACAUGUUUUUAAAGACCAUAUGAGCUUAUAUUAUCCAGCUUUACCCAAUACUAUUUUAUUAUGGAAAGCAUUAAGAGAAUGGUACAAAAGUGUGUCUAAGAUACCAGCAACUGUAAAUACUCCUCCAAUUAUGGCACAGA
Papilio polytes (common Mormon) is the source of this 1151-nucleotide messenger RNA. RefSeq lists its product as uncharacterized. The transcript is spliced from 3 exons. The coding region runs from base 33 to 1034 and encodes 333 amino acids. Gene Ontology annotation, molecular function: double-stranded DNA binding. Gene Ontology annotation, cellular component: mitochondrion. Gene Ontology annotation, biological process: mitochondrial ribosome assembly; regulation of DNA-templated transcription. The record is from RefSeq and is a predicted model, not a curated record. NCBI's taxonomy places the organism in Eukaryota, Metazoa, Arthropoda, Insecta, Lepidoptera, Papilionidae.